GUCCCAGUCGGUGGUUUGGUCAUCGCUGACCCGACAAAAGGGUUUUGUGCGCUGCCCGACACCGGCGCUGCUCUUCCAAUAUCUGAAAAUAAAUCCUUUCCUCGACCUGCUUCUUGAUAGUAGCUGCUUCCGCUCGCUUUUCUCCAGGUCUUUUUUCAAUUGUUUCUGUUGGUCACAUUUCUGUCGUAAUCGCAAUCAUGUCCCGGGCAUUCACCGUCCGAGUACCCUGCUCGUCCGCAAACAUAGGCCCCGGCUUCGACGUCGUCGGCCUCGCGCUCUCCAUCUUUCUCGAACUCAAGGUCCGCAUCGAUCCCUCGGCCUCGGGCGUCGAGCAAAAUUGCAAGAUCGUCAACGUGGGAGAAGGCGCCGCAGACCUGCCUACCCUCGCCGACGAGAACCUCAUCACCCGAACGGCGCUCUACGUGCUGAAAUGCCACGACAUCAGCAGCUUCCCCGCGACAACGUUCGUCACCAUCACGAAUCCUAUCCCCCUCGGCCGCGGCCUGGGCUCUUCCGGCGCCGCAGUAGUUGCUGGCGUUAUGCUCGGUAACGCAGUUGGACAGCUCGGACUGUCAAAGGACCGGAUGAUGGACUACUGUCUCAUGAUUGAGCGCCACCCCGACAACGUUACCGCGGCCAUGAUGGGCGGUUUCGUGGGCUCGUAUCUGCGCGAACUCGACCCUGUCGACAUGGAGCGCAAGGAAAUCCCGCUUUCCGAAGUUCUCCCCGAGCCUGCCGGCGGGAUCGACACGGGCCUGCAGCCGCCCAAACCACCAUAUGGAAUCGGCCACCACAUCAAGUUUGGCUGGGCAAAGGAAGUUAAGGCGAUUGCAAUCAUCCCCAACUACGAGCUCUCGACGGCCUCGUCCCGGUCCGUGUUGCCAAAGACAUACGGUGCAAAGGACCUCAUCUUCAACCUCCAGCGAUUAGCCGUCCUCACCACCGCCCUCACCCGCUCCCCUCCCGACGCAGAGCUCAUCUACCAGGCCAUGCAAGACAAGGUCCACCAGCCAUACCGGAAAACCCUCAUCCCGGGCCUUACCGAGAUCCUCGCCUCCGUCACGCCAAAGUCCCACCCCGGUCUGUUAGGAAUCUGUCUCUCGGGCGCGGGCCCCACUAUUCUCGCGCUCGCGACUCAUAACUUUGACGCGAUCGCGGAGGAAAUCGUCGGGCGCUUCAAGAAGGAGGGCGUCGAGUGCGCAUGGAAGGUGUUGGAGCCGGCGUAUGAUGGCGCGGAAUAUAUAGAGGAGUAGCUGUAUCAUAGCAAAAGUUUUGUCAGUCGGUAGAUUUUCUCAUAGACUUGUCUAUACAAUUAGUAUCGAAUAUAUAACGUACACAAUGAACGAUUUAUUUUUAUAGACUAAAUAGA
Myxozyma melibiosi is the source of this 1369-nucleotide messenger RNA. RefSeq names its product GHMP kinase. Bases 198 to 1253 code for a protein of 351 amino acids. NCBI's taxonomy places the organism in Eukaryota, Fungi, Ascomycota, Lipomycetes, Lipomycetales, Lipomycetaceae. The transcript has a single exon. The record is from RefSeq and is a predicted model, not a curated record. Gene Ontology annotation, molecular function: ATP binding; homoserine kinase activity. Gene Ontology annotation, biological process: L-threonine metabolic process.